Molecule: messenger RNA, 1575 nt
Organism: Entelurus aequoreus (snake pipefish)
Lineage: Eukaryota; Metazoa; Chordata; Actinopteri; Syngnathiformes; Syngnathidae
Product: ADP-ribosylation factor 4-like
Exons: 6
Coding region: 759-1301 (180 amino acids)
Biological process (GO): intracellular protein transport; vesicle-mediated transport
Cellular component (GO): cytoplasm; plasma membrane
Molecular function (GO): GTPase activity; GTP binding
Source: RefSeq, a predicted model, not a curated record
UCGAUUAGUUGUUGCAGCGCUAGUUCAAACAUGUGGCAACUUGUCCAGGGUGUACUCCGCCUUCCGCCCGAUUGCAGCUGAGAUAAUAGGCUCCAGCGACCCCGAAAGGGACAAGCGGUAGGAAAUGGAUGGAUGGAUGUCAAAUGAUCUUAGCAUGCUAGCAGUUGGCUAACAAGCAUUUGGACUUUGGAAGAGCUGAAAUGUGGAAUAUGAAGAAGAUUGUAUAUAUUCCAUUUUCUACCGCUUGUCCCUUUCGGGGUCGCUUGCCCAUUAAUUUUCAAGGCUGUCACGAUCCCUUAUUGUCGUUAUACAAAACAACGUGACGUCAUCGGUGUGUUGUUUUGGUCCACGUGGAGGAAACCAGCAGCUCGGCGACGAUGACGUAACACCUUACCGAGACGUCUCACUCUGUUCUCAUUUCCCGCACACUUUGUUGAGACCAAAAUAAUCCAAACUGCUUUCCAAAGUGUAACUUUUGAAGAUAUUGGGGCGUCGAAGUGUCCGCGAGGAGUCUUUUAGUGUUCUUUUCUUCAACAACACAACCGGGCACCCUUAUUUUGAAGGCGGGCCCUUCAGCGGAAGUCACGUCUCACGCGUGUUCCUGUUGCCACGGCGUACUACUCUGACAGGUACACGAAUGACACACAAGCAGUUACACGCACGCCCUGGCGGUGCCUAUAAAGGCAGGAGACCCACGGCGGCAGACACCACACACGCAAAGCGAGACACCUCUAGAAGACGACACGCUGACCGGAAGUAUGGGCGUCCUCAUCUCCCGCCUCUUCUCCAUGUUUACAUCCAAAACUCCCGCCAGGAUCCUGAUGGUGGGUCUGGAUGCUGCAGGGAAAACCACACUGCUGUACAGAAUGAAGCUGGCUGAGGUGGUCACCACCAUUCCUACUGUUGGCUUUAACGUGGAGACAGUGGAAUAUAAAAACAUCACUUUUACUGUUUGGGACGUUGGUGGUCAAACUAUCAUUAGACCACUCUGGAAACACUACUACGUUAAUACACAAGGUGUGAUAUUCGUGGUGGACAGCAACGACCCUCAGAGGAUCAAAGAAGCUGCAGAGGAGCUGCACUGCAUGCUGGAAGAGGAGGAGCUGAGGAAGGUGUCCUUGUUGGUGUUGGCCAACAAACAAGACCUCCCUCACGCCAUGUCUGUCAGCGAGGUCACCACCGCCCUGCGCCUGGCGGGGGUCUCCCAGCAGUACCAUGUCCAGGCGUCGUGUGCGGUGAGUGGGACGGGUCUGGUGGAAGGCCUGGAUUGGCUCUCCAGGCAGAUCCUGAACCAGUUGUAGCCCACACCAAGUCCGGAGCCUUGCUGGAUGAACAAAGUGAAGAAGAUGGAUUUAUUUCAUCAAACCUUAUAAAAGCCAUGAUGGCUCCGCCCCUUCCUCUCAUCUUCCACGAGCCAAUCAUCUUCUUACCCCGUCUUGUUGCCUUCCUGUCAAUCUUCCAUCCAUCCCGUGGUCACAGUGCACUUUAAAACACUACACUUGAUCUUGGUCUUGUACAAAUAUCUUCUUUUUUAUCGCAGUUUGUUCCUCAAUAAAGUUGUUAUGGGUGCACCAA